Messenger RNA from Gekko japonicus, 7340 nucleotides. RefSeq names its product alpha kinase 2 (gene ALPK2). Gene Ontology annotation, biological process: protein phosphorylation. NCBI's taxonomy places the organism in Eukaryota, Metazoa, Chordata, Lepidosauria, Squamata, Gekkonidae. The record is from RefSeq and is a predicted model, not a curated record. Gene Ontology annotation, molecular function: protein serine/threonine kinase activity; ATP binding. Bases 94 to 6393 code for a protein of 2099 amino acids. The transcript is spliced from 13 exons.
GAGCCACACUACAAAAGAGGAAGAAGCCAUCAAUCUUUUCUACUUCAUGUCAGCCAUUCUAUUAAGAGCAUUCCACUUUCGGUGUGGCACUGAAUGAUGUCAGCCUCAGAAUCAUGUGCUGAGAAGAGCUCUCCUUACUUCCUGUCCAGUUUGUCUUCGAAAUCUGUGCCAGAAAAUGGAGAUGCUACGUUCACUUGCGAGAUAACUGGCAACCCCAAACCAGAGAUCACCUGGUGUCGGAAUGGACGAGAUAUAAAAGAACUGGAGGACUCUUCCAACUAUGAAAUAACAGAUGAUGACCCGGUUCAUACUUUACAUCUGUUUGGAUGCACAGAGGAACGAGGCGGCGUUUACCGAAUUGUGGCCAGUAAUUGUUUUGGAAGAGUUCAGUCUUCGGCUUUCCUUAAAGUGACACCUGGUGCAAAAUCUGAAGUGUGUAAAACAUUACACGAUAAUCCUAAAAACAAUGUGAGAACUCGCAGAGCAAAUGACAUUACUGCGUAUCAUUGGGAAAGUUCUGACCAGGCUACAGAGAAUAAAGAAGAUUUAGUAGCAAAGAAUGAUUCAACCCAGGAGUGUUUUUUAUCUUUAGAAGCAUCGGAACCUCCAGCACCAGAAUUCAAUGGUUUGCUCUCCAAGCGAACCACAUUUUCCUACCCAACGGAGCAUGGAAUUUGCCCUCCAAUGGAAAAUCAGCACAAAAAUCAUUGGGAAAGUUCUGACCAGGCUACAGAGAAUAAAGAAGAUUUAGUAGCAAAGAACGAUUCAACCCAGGAGUGUUUUUUAUCUUUAGAAGCAUCGGAACCUCCAGCACCAGAAUUCAAUGGUUUGCUCUCCAAGCAAACCACAUUUCCCCACCCAACCGAGCAUGGAAUUUGCCCUCCAAUGGAAAAUCAGCACAAAAAUAUUAAUUGUUUAGGAGACGGCAUGUGUACUAAAAAUGUACUCAGCCUAGAGGCAAAUAAUGGUAGCAUUUUGGACACGACCCAAAAUACAUCUGAUCUCUGUAUUUAUGAAAGCCUUGAAAUGUCUAGGGAGUGUACAGAGAGAGAAAUGUCCAGGGACUGUAGUGAGAGAGAGGUGGAUUCAGUCAACAGCUCACAAGUGGAUUUCAAACCAGCAAGUCAAAUCGAUGAUCAUACAAACAGCUGUUCCCUUAAUGCCGAAGACUUAGCUGCUUGUCAGACAACCGAAUAUGCCAAGACACAUGAAGAGAUUUGCCUCAGUGAAGUUCAGAGAAAAGAGGCACUGUCCCUGAGUCAUGCAGCUGCACCUCUAGAAAGUCAGAACUCUGGUCUAGAGGAUUCCUAUAAAAAUGCCGACAAUGAUUUUGAGAUUCUUCCGGGCAGAACCUUUACUACGGCGCAUGACUCUUCUGACAACGAUGGCCUGGAAGACCUCGAAUGUUCCGACGUGAUGACGGAGGAGUCGUAUCAAGAGUGGGAAAGGGAGCUGAGGUUUCUGCUGGAAAGCGAUGAAGAUGAGUUAACUCUGGGUAACGAUUGUGACGGGUGUGCUUACUUCCUCGGUGAAAUGCCUCGCCUGUGUCAAGUGUCGGAUAACACCGUGCCUAUGGAUGCCACCAUUGGCUUCUGUGGUCAUCAGUCAAAAUCCAAAGAAGUAGCUGUCAGGAACGGCCUCACUGCAUGCAAUCCAUCACUCUUACCAACAGGAAUGACCCUGACAGUUGGGCAACAGCAAACUAAAGCUCCCACCACGAAAGACAAAGAGAAGUACGAGCAGCCUGUGUCUUCCAUGGCAAUUGAAAAUGAUUAUCCCCGAAUCGAAGAGGAAAACAAUAGCAAUGGUCAAUCCGCUGAAGAUUCUUCUGGCGACGGAUCACAAAGCAUGGCAAAUGAGCUUUUGGGGAUGGAACCCUCUUCUUGCGGAAUAACCGGUUCCUCCGCAUUCACAGAGAAACCAAACAUGGAGAGAAACUCCUCACGGAAAAACUCGCAAAAAUUUGCAAAGGUAAGGGAGAAAGUGACCAAAAGAGGAGGCAAAGAUAAUGCAGUUGUUCCGACGAAGGCGUCAAAAUGCUAUCUAAAUAAGUUGCACCCCAAAGAGCUUCAUGCAGCCAAAAGUUGCACAAUCCAAAGGGAAAGAAGAUGUUUGGAUUCUGCUGCCCUACUUCGUGCAUGUAACUGCGGCGAUCCGAAUGAAGCACACCAGGAUACCGCCAAGUCUUCAACCCAUUAUGGCUUAUUGCAUAGCAAAGGAGGAGAUGGAAACAGCCCACAGGAAGGCGAACAGAUUAGCAGUCUGUCUGAGGGAAACCCGUUGCCAAAUGCAAAUGGGGCACUUGUGGCAAAGCAUCAAGAAACCGAGGCUGAAACUACAGUGCCCAUUGGCAAUGAGCUAAAACUGUUUAUAGCAGAACCUGAGACAGAUGAUGAAUUAGUUCCUGCAUCUUCUCCUCCUGCAAAAAGUAUCUCAGGGCUUGCUGAAAACCCAGUUUUGGAGGAGGCCCGUCACAAAAAUGGCAUUCAGAUGGACAAUGCAAUAUUGGGAAACUCCACAAGCCUUUAUCUACCAUAUCAGGCUCAUGCAACUGACCAAUGGGAGCCAAGGUGGGCUGAAACCCUUCAAGUCACAACUAUAGACAAUAAUGUAAGCCACAAUGUAUUACUCAAUACCCUAGACUGCUCCCUUUCCAUUUCUCGUCAAGAAGGCUUAUGUGACCUUCUGACUCCCGGGGCUGUCCCGGAUAGGCAAAUGGAAAGAGGAAUAGCAUGCGGAACUAAGCCCCAUGAGAUCAACGAGAUAAAAACAACCGAUGACUCUCCCUGCGCGGAACAUCUAUCCAAAGUGGAUUUCAAGACAACCUUGGAAUGCUCAGAGCCUGAGGCUCAAGAAGCUGACUUAUCACUGAUGCACGAGCAGUUACAGAAGCUUCUUUAUGAGGAAGAAGGAUGGGACUGUGACUUCACUCACGCAGGCAGGGAGGUUAAGAGUUUAGCAGCUGGGCCUGACCCUGCCAAGGAGGCUGAAGGGCUGAACGUUACUGGAGAUGUAAGCGCUGGCCAUCAGCCCAUGCCAGGACAUUUAACGGGAGAUAAUCAGCUUGUCACCGAAUUGGCAACCGCACUCGAAACGGUAACAGAAGACUACACAGAUUGCGACAGCCUGCUGAGAACAGAUGAAAUGUGCGACAAUGCAUCUGUGGGCAAGAGCUCUCUUGCAGUACCUGUAGAAACAGAUGUUGCGUGUCUAAGUGCCUCCUUUGGACACAGCACAGAAAAGCCAUCUGUCCCUCUUUCACGUUGCAAUCUCCUUGACACAGAAAUAUAUCUGUACGAUGACCAAAGGCGGACACAGUCAGGCAAUAAUGGACCUGUUCAAAUGCCUCCCUCUCGGGAAAGAAGAAUUAUGACUAAUAAUGCAUUCUCACCUCCUACUGCAGAAUCUCCAUUCGGGUUUACAGAAGCCCAGAACAGUCUUUUAAAAUGUGGUCAAGAAAUGCUAAUAGAGGGAUCCGCUCUUUAUCUUGGCCCGUCACUUUAUACCAAACCAGAUGUUCGUUGUGGAGACGAUGCCAUUGCAAAGCAAUCCGAUGAGAUCCCUGCUAAAAACUCUCACGUUGUACUGUGUCAAUCAAGAAUAAAAGAUGGUGCUAAUCUCCCCGAGCUUUCACCAAAAGAAGAGUCAUCCAGUAAUUUUUCUGGCAAAAACGUGGGUCAAUUUACAUGUGAAGGACACUCGUCAGUUAUGGGAGUUGAUAAAAGUACCAAAGAGAAAUUUCAGGAGAAAGGAACGGAGUUAGAUGUGAAUGCCCAAAGUGACGGUAACUGUGGCAUUUAUCGUGUUUUGACAGGUAAUGAUAGUGACAGUUUCCACACUAAACCUGAUGCAGGAAAUUAUAGCUACCAUAUGCACGAACAUAAGUCAGUGAUAGUCAUUGCCUCUAUAGCAGAUUGGGAUGGGCCGGAGGAUGCUGACACAAGGGAAGCGGUGUUCAAAGCAUCAUACAAAGGUAAAUUCCUAUCCGAAAUUCUGCUAGGAAGCAACAAGGAUGAGGAAAACACUGUAAAUCAUGAAAGAAGGGACUGUAGAGGAACUGCAGAGCAAACUGCUCCAGAAUCAGACACCGUCUUGGCGAUACCACUGCCAGACUCUCAACAAAGAACAUCAGGGGGGAAAUCUAGCAUCGCCAAUGAUGUCCGUGCAAUUGAGAAAGGAGUGGGAAUGCACAUUACAGGCUUUACACCUGAUUCUGGAAAUGCAGUAGCCAGUAUCAUGGGGAAUGAGUGUAGCAGUUCAGGUCUGGAGGACAGUCAGGGUGCUAGCAAUAUCGUAGGCACAGUUGGCAGUCAAGAGACGAAUCAAGAAGACAUGAAUGAAGAGCGCAGCAUGAAAGCCGUGGGGGUGGAAUCCUUCAGGGCUGAAAGCCUAACGCCAGCUGAAUCCAGGCACAGUAAGGCUGAGAAGAACAUGAGUCAACAAACACCUCAACUGAGGCAGGAUCCAUACGAAAGGAUGGAAGGAGGAAAGGGGAUCCACAUCAUCCAGUACGAGAGAGAUCCGGGGCAAAGAGAAAUAUCUCUUGCUCAUUACUAUGAAGAAGCUGAAGUGGAGCCUUACAUGCGAGCACUGGUGGAUCCCAAAGAACAGAUACCUUCUUGGCUUGAUAGCCUCGAACUGGAGCAGAAUGAGCACCGAAAACUGAAAGAAGACAAACAGACCCAGGUAGCCCCUUGUGGUGGAAGGGAUCAUGGGGGACAUGAAGAGUCCCUUGAGUGUGAACUAGAGGAAGUGGAAGUCGAGCCUUAUAUGAAGGCGCUCACGACUUCAGAAGAGAUUCAUUCCUGGCACGAAAGCAUGAACUAUAUGCAUCCUUCCGGUGAGCGAACUGGGGUGUCUAUCGGAGCAUGCGUAGGGGCAUCUACAAGCCACAGUCGAGCUGGCGCAUUCACAGAAGAUAAGAAUAAACACCUAAAGAUGUCAGAGCCCAGUAGGGAGGCCUCGGUCAACGUUGUACCCUGCUCCUCUGAGAAACCCAAACUCUCCAAGGCAGCCUGGGCUCACAGCAGUCCCGAGGACGUGAAGCGUAAGCAAGAAACUGUGAAGAAGAAGAUGGUGUCGAAGGUGCAGGUGAAGAAGCCACGCCUUGACGCAAAAGAAAACGCUUGCAACAGCGCCGGCUGCCUUAAAAAAGCCUCCAAAGCGGAGACAGGCCAGAAGGAAGAUAAGAGAGUGCAGCGGAAGCUACCUUCAGAAAAAGACAGCAAAGCCCCCAAACUGCUGAAGAAAAUCCAAGCAGAGUUGUUCCCCGAUUUCUCUGGAAAUAUCAAAUUAUGCUGUCAGUUUGUUGAAAUUCAUGAAGACGCAACUAUUACGUGGACUAAAGACUCUCAGCUACUUGCUCGAGUGCAGAGAAGUGCAGGAGAUGAUUUUCCUGUAUCCUUGGCAAUAGUUCAAGCUGGUAAGAAAGAUCAAGGACUGUAUUGCUGCUGCUUGAAGAAUAGGUAUGGAAAGGCCACUACGGAUUUCAACCUGACCUUAGAAGUCCUGGAACAUCUUUCAAGUUUUCAAGAUGUUGAAGGCUUGGAAGACAUUGAAUUCUUGCAGCUUAUGUUCAGAGAAGACUUCAUCUGCGAUAGUUACUUCAGCAACAGCCUGCACGGGAGAAUCACAACAGAAGAGUUGCAUUUCGGGGAAGGAGUCCACCGGAAGGCUUUUCGGAGCAAAGUCAUGCAGGGCUUGGUGCCGGUGUUUAGCCCGGGGCACCCCUGUGUCCUGAAAGUGCACAACGCCAUCGCCUAUGGGACCAAGAACAACGACGAACUCGUUACAAAGAAUUACAAAUUGGCGAUGCAGGAGUGCUACAUUCAGAACACGGCAAGAGAAUAUGCAAAGAUAUAUGCUGCGGAAACCGAACAAUUAGAAGGCUUCGGGGAGGUGCCGGAAAUCAUUCCUAUUUUCCUGAUCCAUCGGCCCAAGAGUAACAUCCCUUACGCAACUGUGGAAGAGGAGCUCAUUGGGGAAUUCGUGAAAUACUCUGUCAGGGAUGGGAAAGAAAUCAACUUCACUAGGAGGGACUCGGAAGCUGGCCAGAAGUGUUGCACCUUUCAGCACUGGGUAUACGAAAGAACCAGCGGCAGUUUGCUCAUCACAGAUAUGCAAGGUGUAGGAAUGAAAUUAACUGAUGUUGGCAUAGCAACACUGGCCAAAGGGUACAAAGGUUUCAAAGGCAACUGCUCCAUCUCUUUUAUCGAUCAGUUUAAGGUUCUCCACCAGUGUAAUAAAUACUGUGAGUUGCUGGGACUGAAAUCCCUUCAAACCAGCGGUCCGAAACUGAGGAAGCCGGCAGUGCCCAAACCCAAGACACAACAGCCAAGCUCAAGUACUGUAAAGAAAACUGGAGUCGGUGCACAGGUUGCAAAGAAGACAUAAGAGAUGUCUUACCUUCCAGAAAAAAAGGGGGAGAGGGAAUCUGAUCAUCCUCACCUUUGCAGUUCGCCCUGUGCUCUCCUUGUACUGAUUGCGGCAGUAAUCUGCCAAGCAUUCGACAUUAUACGAGUAGCCGUAACUCUCGCAAAGAAAGUUGCAGAGUGGAUAGAUUAGUAGAUCCAAACAGACUGCCCGAACUGGAACAUUUUGGGGAGGAAAAAGUCAGCAUCCCAAUGACAAGUAUGAGUUAACAGAAUCAUGUGUGUAGGACAGGGAGGGGAGUGUUUACCCAGUGUCUCUGGGAGAUAAUGCAGAAGUGGGGUCUUUGGGGAAAUCAUAUGGAUUAGGUUUUGCCCGCAUCAUUCAGCCGCUGAACGUAUACGUACAAGUGAAGUGACAGGUACGCAUCCCGCAUCAUAAUCUGUCCAGAGGCUUAGGUGUGAAUCUGCUACACCUGCAUCUUGACUCAAGAGGAAAAGAUUACUCUUGUUCCUUCUAGAAGUUUCCGAAUGUUCGCCUCUCCAGCUGGCGUACAAGAUAACAGAGGGGACUAGUGAACCGAGAGACUCACCUGAAACUGAAAUCGUUGUGCACCUUAGACCAGCAUUUUGUGGAGUUCUACACUGAUAUUCAAGAUUGACAUUUAUCACCGAAGAUGUCGUAGAGCAAAGGACACUAGGCUUCACCCAAUGAUCGGGGGGGCUACAUGCUUUGUGUAUGACCGUCUAUCCCCUCAUUGUCCCAUCCUUAGGAUAUCGUCGUCACCACUUGUGGACAAACAAGGCUUGGCUUAGACCCAUAUGCAUAGCUCUUAUCAGAUGAUACCCGGCCUCAGCUACAGCUUGUGUAAGAGAGAAAGAUUGGCACAGGAAUUGGGGCACGCCUUGGUGGCGGCCUCAAGGGAAAGGGAUGCAGACUGGUGGAGCGAGUGCAGUAUUGAUGCUUUGAUU